GUUUAUAGACUUUGAUGGGGCUACGGACACCAUGAGCAUCAAGCUCCUUGACCAGGAGAGGAUGUGGGAGAUCUGGCGGACCCAGCAACGCCACAUGCAGUUUAUACAGGACUCACCAGGUGUACAGCUGUACAGGAAGACAGGACAGUUGACCAAGGAUGGGGUCAUUCUACCUGUGUACCGCUGUGCACGUGGCUCAACAUCCCUGGAGUCGUUCCACCUGCACCUGAAUCGCUUCGUGCCAGGUACAAGUGCAAAUGCCUUGCAUUUUCAAAUGGACCUGUUGGAAGGACUGGUGCAGUGGAACGAGGCACGUGGGGUCGCUGCAGUUGAAGGUGCCAGCAGGGAGGAGAUCUGUUAUGGUGGCCAGCUGCUGCAGUACUGUAAUGUACUGAGCCAGCAGCUUCUGGGUCUGAAACUGCCUCAGGAUUACACCAGCCCUGGUGAAUUUAAAGGAGAGCUCUUUGGUUUGGAAUAUUUGUAUUCCCAAACCAGAAGAGCGUUCGAGGAAGACUUAGGUGUAGACCCUGACAUUCCAGAUGUAAUUCAGGGCAGCCCCCUCGGGAACAGACAGCAUCCCUACAACCUCCUGAUCAGCCCUCAUCAACAUCAACAUCAACAUCAGCUGAGUCUUACUCUCCUGCCUUGUCCACUCAGAGCCAGAUGGAGAGUGUGGGACCAGAUGGCCAAGCUGGUUAUGACCACGUCAUUAGGCUGGCUGACAGUCUGGUUGACCUGCGCCUUCAGGGGUUUGUCACUCAGGGUAAGGUGGAUGAGAUUGUUGUGCUGUGGAACAACCUUGCAGCAGGACAUUGAGCCUUUUACUGCUCCUUUGGUGGCCCCUGAACAGCUCCCACCGGUACUGCCAAAACUACCGGAAGCAAUCCAGCAUGGACACUCAUCCUUUGAGUUUGAAAUACCUCAGGAUGCUUCCGGACAGGCAGCACCACGUUCUCGAGGCCAGCUUCCUCCAGUGGGUUUGACACCAGCACCUCAAGUCCCUUCUGCCACUUCUGCCAUACCUGCCUCUGCGUCUGUUCCUGCUGCUACCCAUAAAUCUACCACAGCAUCUGCCAUGCCCAUACCGGUUGAAGGAGCACCUGUACCAGUUGCAGCAGCAGAUGAGAAGAGGGUGCCCAGGACCAAAGCAUGGCGGCGAAAGAAGCUGGCAGAGGCAGCCGCAGCUCAAGGUUUAAACCCUAAGAAACGACAAAUAGCUCAGCAGUUCCUCUGCCAAAAGUGUGGCCAGCCAAAGACUGAAGAAUUUGGCCACAGCCAGUUCCGGUGUGUCCACUUCUGUGCAAAAGCUUCUGGGAAGACUGUGGCACAGUGGAUGGAGGAAGUCAAGAGAGGAAAGACUAAAUAGAC
Carassius auratus (goldfish) is the source of this 1368-nucleotide messenger RNA. RefSeq lists its product as uncharacterized. The transcript is spliced from 4 exons. The coding region runs from base 32 to 1366 and encodes 444 amino acids. The record is from RefSeq and is a predicted model, not a curated record. Lineage: Eukaryota; Metazoa; Chordata; Actinopteri; Cypriniformes; Cyprinidae.